AUGCUGGACCAGGCUAAGAUUGCGUUUGUCCCUGGCGAUGCGCCAAAGUCGUCGAAGGUCCAUGUCUUGGACAGCAGCAUCAUAACAACCGAGGUUGGCAGGGAAAUCCACGACAAGGAGUUGUCCUUCCAAACCAAUCCUCGACCUGCGGCACGGUACAUGUACUUCCGGUUCGCGACGAACAUCUUGCUGCGACAGCGCUACGAGGUAGAGGGUUGGUGGGGCUGGGGGAGGAUCGACUUUGGCGGACAGGAGAUAACAUACCUUCCUGUGACUGUGGGCAAGUGGAGGACCUAUGAUAACUACUUUGGCAAUCCCGAAGUCCGGCCCAACCCGAACAUGGGGGCACUCGAGAAGGCGCCGUUCUACGAUAUGCCCAUCUGGCCGGGAGACUUGGGGACGAAGGGCGGGCUUUUGAGGGAUGAGUUCCAGAGGGUGGUGAGGGAGGACGACGGGAGUGCGGUUCCGGGAUUGUAUGCUUGCAGAAACACGUCUGCUAGCAUCAUGGGGCGGAGGUGUCUUGGAGCUGGGUCGACGUUGGGACCUGCUCUGACGCAUGACUUCACGCUGUGA
Molecule: messenger RNA, 573 nt
Organism: Phialemonium atrogriseum
Lineage: Eukaryota; Fungi; Ascomycota; Sordariomycetes; Cephalothecales; Cephalothecaceae
Exons: 2
Coding region: 1-573 (190 amino acids)
Source: RefSeq, a predicted model, not a curated record